This is a messenger RNA of Kluyveromyces marxianus DMKU3-1042, 3942 nucleotides long. RefSeq names its product Pom152p (gene POM152). Gene Ontology annotation, molecular function: structural constituent of nuclear pore. Gene Ontology annotation, biological process: protein import into nucleus; nuclear pore organization. The transcript has a single exon. Gene Ontology annotation, cellular component: nuclear pore transmembrane ring. NCBI's taxonomy places the organism in Eukaryota, Fungi, Ascomycota, Saccharomycetes, Saccharomycetales, Saccharomycetaceae. The record is from RefSeq and is a predicted model, not a curated record. Bases 1 to 3942 code for a protein of 1313 amino acids.
AUGGAUUCAGGUUUUGGGAAUAGUGGGUUUUACACGCAUAACACGUCUAUGUGGAGUGAAAGUAGGCGUCGAGAUAUUAGGAGUAGAGAUAGAGAUCCUUUCAGAGGUGGAAUAAGUGGUUUAAAAGAUGAUGAAUUCAGUAGGCCGACAGAUAAUAUGGGCACUCUAAAUCCUGGUCUCUCAGGGUUCUCUGGAUAUACAGGCGGCAGCGGUAGCGGCAGCAGUAGUAAUGCGACAAAACGUACUCGCAAGAAUGGUGAAUACGCCGAGACAUCAAUUGCAGAUUUGCCAUUGAUAUCUACAGAAGUUUUGGAUGAGGCAAGCCAACGAAGACUUGCGUUUGUCAUUUUUAUUAUAAUUCAAGCAUACAAAAUAUACGACCUUAUCCUUUUGAAAAGUGGAAUACCUCUUUCGGGGCUAUUUUUGUCGAAUUCAAGACUGAAUUUCGUAUCCAAAUACAUCAUAAUAGACUCGUUGUUUUUCAACUGCUUACCAACUUUUAAGAUACCGAAGCUAAAAUUCAAACCAUUGGUAGUAUUUCUUCAGAUUAUUUCAUUUGCGCUUUUAACGGUAUUCCUUUCGAGUGACAAAAACUUCCCGCUAUUCACAAUAAUUGUGUCACUUUGGAAACAAUACAACAGUAGGGAUUUGACUCUCACCGGUGAUUCCGUGAAUCCAAAACAGGCUUUGAAUUCAGCACAGCACUUUAAGGGUGCCCAUACGAUCAAAAUUCUACCGGAGAAUACUGCCUACUUCAAUCCUUCUCACUCUGCGUUCUGUCUUCCGAUGGAUCAAUCUGGACCAGCACUGGAAAUUCCAAUUAGAGUGAACUCUUCCUCAACUAUCGGUCAUGUACAGUUAGAGUUCAGAGACUUGUAUACAAACGAAGUUGAGUUAUGGAACUUCACCAAGAAUGACUUGAAAUCACUAAGAAAGGAAUCCUCCAAGGAUGAAGCUUACAAGAAUAUUCACUAUUUCUCCGUACCACUGGACAGAAUUGGUUUCUAUGAAUUGAAGAGUGUCAAGGAUACGAAUAACAUGAAUUUGAGAAUAUACAAGUCACAAUUGGUUCUUCCACAUUGUCCACUGGCUUCAAUUAAAGGAAAGGGCGAGAAAGACAGAUGUAUUGGAGACAAUGACCACGUUUCUAUCCAAGUCCAGGGUGUACCACCUUUAAAGCUAACUUAUAGUAAAACAAUUAAUGGCCAGAAAUAUGUCCUUGAAGAUCCAACUUUGCAGCCAGAAUAUUUUGAAUCUCCACUUCUUUCAAACUCAAAGUUUUUCAGCAGUUUAGACACCAAUGACUUGAAAUGGGCCCGUUCUUAUCCUAUAGACAUUGACUUAGAGACCUCAGCAAAAGAAUACGGUCAACACUUGUAUUCCAUCGAAAAAAUUGUUGAUGGUUUCGGAAAUACCAUUGAUUUCACAGUAAUGUCGUCAGAAGUUAGAGAAAAGUAUGAUUUAGUUCAUCAAUUUUAUGUGCAUGAUUUACCAAGGGCCUCAUUAGAUGAAGAAAUGAAUCCAAACAGUGCGGUGAGAAGAUCAUUGGUUGUGAAAUUAGACUCUGGUGACUUUGUUAAAGAUGCUCCAUUCGUGGUUCAACUUUCUCAUGAAGAUAACAACUCAAACGUCAACUUCAUUGAAAAACAAUUUAAUGAAAAAGAGCUGAAGUUUAAGGUUGAUGAACCAGGUUCAUACAAUCUCCUAUCUAUAAAAUCCAAUUAUUGUAAUGGAGCUGUUAUAGGAAAAUCCAACGUCUUAAUCACGAAGCCAAUUCCUCCUCAACUAGAUAUCAAAUCAACACCUAUCUUAGAUCAAUGCGUUGGUCAGGUCGGUUUAAACUUUGAUCUCACAUUUACUGGGGUACCACCAUUUUAUUACAAGACUAAGAUCUAUAGGAUGGAAAAAGGUGAACGUAAACUUUAUGAAACCAAGAAAUUCACAUCGCAAGGUACUAGAAAUCAAUUCACAUACUCUCCAACUUCUGAAGGUAGCUAUGAGAUUGUUUUCACAGAGUUGUCUAACGAGCUUUUCAACUCCCCAAUACCCCUUGACCCAAAGAAAAAUACAUUCAAAACUACUAUGAGAGUUAAACCAAGUGCGAAAAUUGCUGGAAGAAUGGAAACAAAGCUCUGUUUAGGAGGUAAAACAAAGAUACCGAUCAAAUUCAGUGGUGAACCUCCAUUCACAUUAAACUAUGACAUCGUGGCAACUUCCUCAAACAAGAGAGCUUCAUACAACAAAGAUAACAUUAGAAGUUACUCUUUUGACAUAGAAACUCCAAACUUCAACAUUGGUGGAGAUCAUAUCCUAUCAUUGGUGUCUGUAAAAGAUGCUAGCGGAUGUUUGGUAGGAUUAAGCGGUACAGAUGCAAGAAUAACUGUCAGAAGAGAUAUCCCGGUAGCUUCUUUUGCUACUUCAGAGAGUAACUCUCAAAUCAAUAUCAAAGAGGCAUCAUCUGCUGAACUUCCCCUAAAGCUUUCUGGCGAAGGACCAUUUACUGUCGUCUUCAACUAUCUAAACAACAAGGGCGAAGUUAAGGAAACGAAAGAAGCUGUUUUCAACUCAAACUAUAAACCUGUUUUGAAAGUUCAAAAGGAAGGUCUAUAUAGACUAGUGUCUGUACGAGACCAAAGCUGCCAAGGUAAAAUUGUUGAUCCGCAAAAUACUUUCCAUGUCCAGUAUCUCGCAAAGCCUCACUUCUCUGUUGUUGAUCAUAACCGUAUUUCUAAAUUGGACGCAUUCAACUACAUCAAGAAUGAUGUCUGUCAAGGAUUUGAAGAAACUAUCGAUUUAUCUCUUAGCGGUGUUCCUCCAUUUUUGAUUGAGUAUGAUAUGGUUUCCCCAUUGGGUGAUAAACACUCUUCUUCAGUGCAAGUUGCUACUAAAUAUGCGUCGAUCAAAUUCCCUAAUGAAAUAAUUGGCGAAUAUUCCAUUAAAGUGAAGAGUGUUUAUGAUUCUAAUUACGGUAAAAUGGAUUUGCAGAAAAUCUCGCACAGACCUUCUCCUAUUGAGAUAAAGCAAAGAGUGAACCCUCUUCCAAAUAUCGAAUUUUUAGAUAAGGGCAGCACUUACAGAACUUGUUCUGCUAAUGUGGAUGAAGCAAAGCUUUUGCAAGACAUACGUUUAAAGGUUGUUCAAGGAACUUCUCCUUUCUCCGUGUCUUUCAGUAUUUAUCAUGAAAGUUCAUCCAGAACAGAUACGUUCACUUUGCAUAAUGUCACGUCAGAUAACUUUGACUAUAAGAGGUUGUACGAAGGUUUGUCUUUGGGUAACCACAUUGUUAAAAUAGAGAGUGUCACAGAUGCUAAUGGAUGCAGCAAUGAUUUACUGUCAACUGAUAAUCAAAUCUCAAUUUCUAUCACUGAUGUACCAAGAAUCGCACUUACUGAGUCUGCAAUGGAAUAUUGUGUUGGUGAUUAUGUUGGAUACCAACUAAGUGGGUCGCCUCCAUUUAUCAUCAAGUAUGAAUUCAAUGGAAAGCAACUUAAGUCAAAGGAGCGUACAUCUCAAUUCGUCAGAUAUGCAUCUGAACCAGGUACUAUUUCCAUUUCAUCGAUUCAAGAUUCCACUUCACAGUGUAUAGUAGAUUUCACAAGUCCAAAGAUGAAGCCUGAACAUGAUAAAUUAACGCUUAACGUCCACCCAAUCCCCUCAGUGACAGUUUCACAGGGUAAAGAAAUCGUAGAAGAUAUUCAUGAGGGUGAUAAGGCAGAAGUGAUAUUUUCUUUUGAAGGUACUCCUCCAUUUGGAUUAACAUAUGUUCGUACCGAAAAUGUUGACACCAAGAAGGGUAAAAAGCAACAAAUUGUAGAAACUCAUAAAGUUUCAGACAUAUACGCUUAUGAAUACAGAGUUCUAACCAGUUUACAGGGAACAUAUGAAGCUUUGGAAGUCUCUGACGCCUUCUGUUCAGCAAAAAACAAUGCAUUAUUGGAUUAA